Molecule: messenger RNA, 240 nt
Organism: Knipowitschia caucasica
Lineage: Eukaryota; Metazoa; Chordata; Actinopteri; Gobiiformes; Gobiidae
Source: the annotation of a GenBank genome assembly
AUGCCCCCGCGGUUGUGCCGAGUGAGCGAUCGGGCCGCGUCACCUGCCUCGGCUGAUGCUGGCUCAUCUAAAGCGGAUUCGACGCCCCUGCGAUCGCCUCGUCUGCUCGGCUGCCCGUACGUCAGCACUCUGCUCAGCUCACUGCUCAGGACGCGACCUUGGGGUCCUCUCUGCGUCACGGUGAUGGAGGGGAAAGUGCUGCUCUCAUUUCUGACAGAUUUGGGCCCUCCUUGUCACUAA